This is a messenger RNA of Symbiodinium natans, 7278 nucleotides long. Lineage: Eukaryota; Dinophyceae; Suessiales; Symbiodiniaceae. The record is from the annotation of a GenBank genome assembly.
AUGAUUCGCGGCGUUUGCGUCCUCCUCGCCCUCCAUGGCGGUGCAGCCGAACCCAACGGUGACGCGGUGCCGACUUGCGCCAAGAAGGGAGUGACCUACGUGAGCGAUGUCAAGGGCACUCCCAAUUCCGCGUGGCUCUACACCCCGAAGAUGUGCCAGAUGGCCUGCUACAUCAACCCAACCUGCAAGCAUUUCUCGUGGAAGGAGGACUCUUUCCCCGGCGGUGCCUGCAACCUCUUGGGAGAGGAUGUGCAGGAGAAGGUCGAUGAGAAGUCGUACAGCGGCCCAAAGGCCUGUGCGGGUGAGGUCCCGGUGAACGCGGCGUCGAUCACCGAUGCUGUGGGCAGUGCCAGCGCCGGGCUGGAGAAGUUUGGCAAGGAUCUUUUCGUGAAGGCAAACGAGGCCGGGAGCCAGCUCACCGACCACAUCACUGACAAGCUGAAUCAGGCCGGACAGGACAUGGACAAGUUUGGAAAGGACUUGACCCAGAAGAUGAAUCAAGCCAGCAGUGACCUGAACCAGAAGGCAAAUGAGUUCCACAACCAGGUCAGCCAAGUCGGACAGGAUCUCACCCAGCAGGCAAAUCAGGCCGCCAACGAUCUGACCCAGAUGGCCAAUCAGGCCCACAGUGACCUGACCCAGAAGACACAGGAGUUGAACAGCGGCGCAACCGAGCUGCAGCAGAAGCUCGACCAGUUUGGAAAGGAUUUGACCCAGCAGGCCAAUCAAGCCAGCGCUGGCCUGAGCAGUGAUCUGAGCCAGAAGGCCAAGGAGUUCCAGGGCCAGGUCAACCAGUUGCAGCAGGAUGUGGGCCAGCAGGUAAAUAAGCUUGCUGACGAUAUGGCCCAGCAGACCAAUCAGGUCAACAGUGACCUGAGCCAGAAGGCACAGGAGCUUAACAGCCAGGCCAACCAGCUCGGGCAAGAUCUGGCCCAGAAGGUCGAUCAGGUUGGGGACGCUCUGACCCAGAAGGCCAAUCAGGCCGGCAGCGACCUGAGCCAGAAGGCCGACGAGCUCAACGGCCAGGUCAAUCAGCAGGCCAGCCAGGUCGGCAGCUCCCUGGAAAAGCUCGGGCAGGAUCUGACCAAUCAGGCCAAUCAGGUUGGGGAUGCUCUGACCCAGAAGAUCAAUCAAGCCAACAGUGACCUGAGCCAGAAGGCCAAUGAGAUCCAGGGCCAGGUCAACCAAGUCGGCCAGGAUCUCACCCAGCAGGCAAAUCAGGCGGCCAACGAACUGGCCCAGAAGGCCAAUCAGGUCAACAGCGACCUGGCCCAGAAGACAAAGGAGUUCAACAGCGGCGCCACCGAUUUGCAACAGCAACUCAAUGAAGCCAGCGCUGGCCUGAGCAGUGAUCUGAGCCAGAAGGCAAAGGAGUUGCAAGGCCAAGUCGGCCAGUUGCAGCAAAAAGUGGACACGGGUGCAAAUCAGAUUCUGAACGAUGUGGCCAAGCAGACCAAUGAGGUCAACGGUGCCCUGAGCCAGAAGGCAAAGGAGUUCAGCAGCCAGGCCGACCAGCUCAAACAGGAUCUGACCCAACAGGCUGAUCAGGUUGGGGACACCCUGACCCAGAAGGCCAAUCAGGUCAGCAGCGACCUGAGCCAGCAGGUCAAUGCGGCAUCCGAAAGCCUGGGAGCGGCGCCAGCGGCCCUGGGCGCCUCGCUGGGCGCCUCGCUGGGCGCCUCGCUGGACCAGGCCGGCAGCGACCUGACACAGACGGCCAACGAUGCGAUGCAGACGGCCAACGAUGCGAUGGAGUCCGCGGGAUUGCAGGCCAAGGAGGCCGCCGACCAGAUGGGCGAGAAGGCCAACGAGAUCCUCGGCUCCGCUCCGGGCAGCUCGGGCGGCGGCGGUGGCGACAACACCAUGACCUACGGCGUGAUCGGGGGCAUCGCCGGUGCCCUUGCGUUGGCGGGCGGCGCCUACUACUUCAUGUCCGGAGAUGAGAAGAAGAAGAAGAAGUCCAAGCGCGCCGUCGCUGUGGACGCAGCCCCCAUGAUCGAGGAGGCGCCGGAGGUCCCUCAGGUCACCGCGCCACAGGCCUUCCCGCAGCAGUUCCAGAACCAGGUCCAGAACGUGAUGGCCUACGCCAACCAGCAGAUGCAGCAGGCUGCGCCACGGUAUUAUCACCAGGUGCCGCAACAGGCCCAGGCCUACCAGACCGCCACCUACCAGCCCACGACCUACCAGGGCGGCUACCAGGAGCAGCCAAAGACCACGGACCGCGAGCACCGGCGCACCAGGCGCGUGUCUUUCGAUCCCACCCCAGAGAUCGUUGAGAUUGAGGGGUUGACAAGCAGCGUUUUGGAGCAAAGUUCUCGUAUCACCUUUUUUCUCUGCGCCUGCGCAGCAAACAUGUGGCGGCUGUGGGCGAUAGUUGCCGCCGUGUCUGCGGCUGGGGCAGACCACCGGUCUGUGACGGGCCAGAAUGGCAUGGUUGCCACGUCACAUCCCGAGGCCAGCGCCGCCGCGGCGCGCAUCCUGGAAAGGGGAGGCAAUGCCGUAGAUGCAGCCCUUGCAGUGCACUUUGUGCUUGCGGUAGUGGAACCCCAGCACGUGUCCAUCGGUGGUGGCGGCGUCAUGCUCUACAAGCCACUGGAUGGGGAGGCUGUCCAUGUGGACUUCAGGGAAGAAGCACCAGCCUUGUACCACCCAAAAACCUUUUGCAGAAAUGCCGCUUGCAUUCGGGACCCAAACUGUGAGUGCAAAGGCACUUGGCCAAGCAACGAGCGUUGCACAGGAGGCCACGCCACUGGCACACCGGGGUUCCCGGCACUGGUGGCGCUUGCAGUGCGCGAUCGGCUCACAUCACUGCCGCUCUCAGAGCUCGCGGCCCCAGCGAUAGAAUUGGCCCGAAAUGGCUGGAGUAUGGACGAUGGACUCUACAAGAGCAUCCAGCAAUAUGCCCCGCAGUUGGCUCGAGACCCUGCCUCUCGAGAACUCUUCUUAGAUGCUAGUGGCACCAAGCCCAGGGCCGAGCCCGGUGAGCUGUUGAGGAAUCCGCAGCUCGCAGACACCUUGGAGUUGCUGGUAGCUGCGCCAGACGGCUUCUACACAGGGCAGCUGGGCACGGAGUUCGUGAAGGCAGCGCAGGGCGGCCUGAAUAAUGUGACGGGCAAGUAUGGCCUGCUGUCUGCGGAGGACUUGCACAGCUAUCGCGCUGUGUAUCGUGAGCCGGUGAAGUAUGAGUACACUACCGCUUCGGGUCACACAUACCUCAUCACAGGUUCAGCACCACCCUUUAGCGGCGGAGUGGCGCACGCUCAGAUCUUCAACUUUCUUGAGCAGGUGGAAGGGGCAGAAGCCACGAGUGCUCGCGACCUGGGCUUCUUCAUGGAUGCGCAGAACGUCGCGUUUGCCGACCGCAACCAGUACGUGGCCGACCCCGACUUUGUGGACGUCGACGUGAAGACCCUGACGUCGAAGAGCUAUGCGGCCCAGCGCGUGAAGGAGCUCCUCGGCACUGCUGGUAGCAAGCAGUCGCUCCACAGCAACGAGGUGAGAGCGUUAACUGUGCCCGUGACGCCAGGCGCGCUGAGCUCCGAACGCGGUACGUCUUCUGCCGAGGACUACGGCACCUCCCACAUGACCAUCAUCGACUCCAAGGGUAACAUUGUGGCCAUGACCACGACGGUGAACAUGAUCAUGGGCUCGCGAGUCACCGUGCCGGGGCGAGGCUAUCUGCUGAACGACGAGCUGUGCGACUUCGACUCCCUUGGCUUUGAUUCUGCAGGGCAGAUGACAGUCAAUGCAGCCGAGGGGGGCAAGCGCCCACGGCGCACAGCUCUUGGCUCUGACAGCAGUUCCUUGGGUGGCAAAAGGCCUCGGUCCUCAAUGAGUCCGACCCUGGUGGUGCCCAAAGAUCCAGGCCACGCCGCCUUUGCCGUGCUUGGCUUAGGGGCACCUGGGGGCUCCGACAUCAUUGGUGGAACAGCCAACGUCCUCAGAUAUACUUUGACUGCACCCACUGCGGAUGAUGUCCGAGAGCUGCAGAAGCACACGGACACACCGCGUGCCAUCGGCAAGAAUGAGCCGCGGAUGGGCAACGCAGUUGUGGAGCUCGCGCUCUUCGAGGACAAGGAGAAGGUCGCAUCCCUGCAGUCUUGGGGCUACAACCUGACGCAUACGCCGUACUCGCCACCCUACUACGUGGGAGAGACGUACUCUCGGGUACAGUCAGCGAUGAUGUGGCGUGCUGACUCCACUUCCCCUUGGGAGUUUGUGGGAGCGGCCGACACCAUGCGCUUGCCCACUUGUACGGCCCAGGCUCCGCGAAGCCUCCGUGGCGGCGCAGCCGAAAGCAACAGCGACGCGGUGCCGACUUGCGCCAAGAAGGGCAUAACCUACCUGAGCGAUGUCAAGGGCACGCCCAAUUCGGCAUGGCUCCACUCCCCGAAGAUGUGUCAGAUGGCCUGCUACAUUAACCCAACCUGCAAGCAUUUCUCGUGGAAGGAGGACUCUUUCCCUGGCGGUGCCUGCAACCUUUUGGGAGAGGAUGUGCAGGAGAAGGUCGAUGAGAAGUCGUACAGCGGCCCAAAGGCCUGUGCGAGUGAGGUCCCGGUGAGCGCAGCGUCGCUGGCCAAUGCUGGCGAUGACCUUGCCCAGAAGGCAAACGAGGUCGGCAGCCAGUUCAGCAACCAGCUGAAUCAGGCUAGUCAGGAUCUGGACAAGUUUGGAAAGGAUUUGACCCAGAAGGCCAAUCAAGCCACCAGUGACUUGAGCCAGAAGGCAAAUGAGUUCCACAACCAGGUCAACCAAGUCGGGCAGGAUCUCGCCCAGCAGGCAAAUCAGGCCGCCAACGAUCUGACCCAGAUGGCCAAUCAGGCCCAAAGUGACCUGACCCAGAAGACGCAGGAGUUCAACAGCGGCGCAACCGAGUUGCAGCAGAAGCUCGACCAGUUUGGAAAGGACUUGACCCAGCAGGCCAAUCAAGCCAGCACUGGCCUGAGCAAUGAUCUGAGCCAGAAGGCCAAGGAGUUCCAGAGCGAUGUGAACAAGCUCCGGCAGGAAGUGGGCCAGCAGAAAAAUCAGGUUGCAGCGGAUCUGACCCAGAAGACCAAUGAGGUCAGUGGAGACCUCAACCAGAUGUCAAAGGAGUUCAACAGCCAGGCCAACCAGCUCGGGCAGGAUUUGACCCAACAGGCGAAUAAGGUUGGCGACGUUCUGACCCAGAAGGCCAACCAGGCCAGCAGCGACCUGAGCCAGAAGGCGGAUGAGCUCAACGAUGUCGGCAAGGACCUGACACAGACGGCCCAGGAUGCGAUGGAGUCCGCGGGAUUGCAGGCCAAGGAGGCCGCCGACCAGAUGGGCGAGAAGGCCAACGAGAUCCUCGGCUCCGCUCCGGGAAGCUCGGGCGGCGGUGGCGACAACACCAUGACCUACGGCGUGAUCGGGGGCAUCGCCGGGGCCCUUGCUUUGGCGGGCGGCGCCUACUACUUCAUGUCCGGAGAUGAGAAGAAGAAAAAGAAGUCCAAGCGUGCCGUCUCUGUGGACGCAGCGCCCAUGAUGGAGGAGGCGCCGGAGGUCCCUCAGGUCACCGCGCCGCAGGCCUUCCCGCAGCAGUUCCAGAACCAGGUCCAAAACAUGAUGGCCUACGCCGGCCAGCAGAUGCAGCAGAGGGUCCCUGUCCCACAAUACUAUCAGCAGGUCCCACAGCGAACGCAGGCGCCCCAGCCCUACCCCGCUGCUGCUUACCCGGCCGGCACCUACCAGCUCGCGACGUACCAGGGCGGCUACCAGGUGCCGGGGCAAGGCGAUCCCGAACCCAAGGUUGAGUCCAUCAGCCUUCCCGGAAACGGAAGAAUGCUGUCAAGUGCUCAUCGUCAUCCGGGGCGCAGCCGAACCCAACUGAAGAAUGGCGUAACCAACGUGAGCGAUGAGCUUUGCAGACCAUCCGAGCAGAUGUUGCCGGCCGUGCCCACCGCCGCCUACCUUUGGGAUUCAGGGAAGGAGUCGUUGCGGCUGGGUCUUCGUCAUGUCCGGAUGCAGCAUCCAUGCUCGGUCUUCGCGAUGAGUCCCUCCAAGCCUGGAUGCAAGAAGGGGCUUCUUUUGGGUCUAAGCUUUUGGGCUGAUGAGCCUCAUGGGGUGAUCCAGCCGGCCAACGUCCAAUACUCCAACAGUACGGCCCGUCAGAAGGCCGUGGCAAUGGCGGGCCUCGGGUUUGCCGCAGCUCAAGACGACGCGUGCCACUCGGCGCACACCGCCAAGGCGGACUGCGCAGCGGAUGCCAAGUGCACCUGGUGCGAGGCGUCUGCCGUGCCCAGCGCCUGUUACACCAAGGAGGACGCCAAGAAGCUCCCACCGGCCGUGUUCACCUGCGCGACAAAGACAAAGGCGCGCCGAUCCGAGCUGCUCCCCCGCGCGGAGGUGGAGAAGCUGGGCGUGGUCUGGCGCGGGAACGCUUCCAGCCAGAGCUCGCACGAGCUGCUGGAGGCUGCAGAGUUGCCCUCGGACUUCAGCUGGUGCAACAAGGAUGGCAAGAGCUACUGCACCAUGUCCCGCAACCAGCACAUCCCGCAGUACUGCGGCUCCUGCUGGGCCCACGGCGCCAUCUCGGCGCUGGGCGACCGCAUCAAGAUCGCGCGCAACGCCCAGGGCGUGGACAUCAACCUCGCGGUGCAGCACCUGCUGAACUGCGGCGGCGUGGGCACCUGCAAGGGCGGCAGCGUCGACGGGCCCUACCAGUGGCUCAUGGACAUCUCCAAGAAGGGCACCGGCAUCAGCUACGAGACGGCGAACCCCUACGUGGCCUGCACUUCCGACUCCGAUGAGGGCUUCUGCAAGUACGUGGACACGUCCUGCAAGGCCUUGAACGUGGCCCGCACCUGCGGCAGCUUCUCCCAAGAGGGCGGGCCCUGCACGGGCCUCGGCGAGUUCCCCAACGCCACGAUCUCGGACUACGGAUCCAUCUCGGGGGCCGACGCCAUGAUGAAGGAGAUCUUCCACCGUGGUCCCAUCUCGUGCGGCGUGGACGCCAACCCCCUGCUGAACUACGAGUCUGGCAUCAUCAAGACCAAGGGCGAGGGCGUGGACCACGUGGUCUCCGUGGUGGGUUGGGGCACGGACCCCAAAGACGGAAUGUUCUGGAUCGUCCGCAACUCGUGGGGCGAGUACUGGGGCGAGAUGGGCUACUUCCGCGUCGCGAAGGGCGCCCUGCUCCUGGAGGACCAGUGCUCCUGGGCGGUGCCUUCCAGCUUCACGGCCGCGGAGAAGAAGAACCAGGUGCAUUGCCAUGAGGGCGGCGACAACUGCAAGGCCAAGGCCGCGCAGAUCGUCGUCUGA